AUGUUUGAAGAACAUCCAAGAAGUGACCAGCAUCAUGCACUUACGGAGCAUUUCUUCAGAGGGCCUCUUGCUGCACACAUUGAUGCUUUCAUCGCCGGGCGUCUGGCCAGAUCGGACUCCCAGGAGUUGUUGCGUGAAGCCGCUGCAUGUGCUUUUGUGUCUUGUGUUGAGCGAAGCAUCGAAGCUCGGCACGCGCUUUUGAAGUCGAAGACCGAACUGAUGAAACGCAUAUCGCCUGCCUCCUUCUCGCUGGCGAUUAGAUCACAUGAGUUCCAUAGGCGAUGCCUCAACAAUGCAGAGAUGCUUUCUGAGUGGCAGCACCACGUCCUCAGAUUGAAAAGAUGUUCCAAGCAUGGGUAUCCUUAUGUAGUCGACAUGCUCGGGUUUGCCAGCCACCCGGAAAUCCAGCGCUCGCGGAGCAUGUUUCAGAGGAUCAGACUGCGCGACGCGGCCAAUGUCAUAUAUCAUUGUGAUUUGGAGACACAGUACGAUCGACAGGCUGCAGCAGGCUCAACAAUGCGGCAGCCUGGCUAUAGGGACAACCCUGAUAGUGCUGCUAAGCUUCGGAAGCUGGUUUCCAGCCAAUCCACUGAUGAGGGCAAGCAGAGUGCCAUGUUGCGGGUGGUCAUGCACGAACAUUUCUGUCACAAAUGCCAGGAGGGGGAAAUCUAUUCCCUCACAGGCCAAGUGCCGCCAGCUAGAUUGCUACAGGAUGCUCUUGUGCCCAAGCCGAAGCGCCGUGCUCCGGAAUCGCUGCAGGAAGUUGUGCAUCCGCAGGCAGAUGUGCUGAUGUUUCAAGAACCUGACCCGGCAGAGGACCCUUCGACAACAGCUGCAGUGCCUGAGCCUUCGCAGUCGUUGGAGAUCGAUCCCGUUCCAUCUGAUGCCACCCCUGUUCUUUUUGUCCAGGUCGUCAAGACAAAUCUGGCCAAGCAGAAGCGGGUGAAAUAUGCCGAUGCCUUCACCCGCCAGCUUGGCCAUUUGGAUGUGGCUGUCUGUGUGCAUCCGGCAUCUUCGGCAAGUGGGGGCGACAACAUUCUCCGAUCUGCGUCAGUAGAAUUGAUGCCGCAGAGGAAUGCAGUCGGUCGUGUGCACGUUCAGCUUUUUGAUGCUCCGCAGGUUAAGACGAUACCUGAGGCGAUGGAAGCUGUGACGGUGUGGUCACGAUCAGCAGUUCAGACUGAAUAUGCGCAAUUGUUUCUGCCAGGAUUUUCGGAUCACCUCCGUCCGGUAGCAGGUGCCUUGCCAUCAGAGAUGGCUCGUGCAGGUGCGAUAAAGGACGGUCCGCGGGAAACUGCGUACCAUAUCUCGCAUGAUUUUGACAACAUGUUGGUCUGA
Messenger RNA from Symbiodinium sp. CCMP2592, 1338 nucleotides. Lineage: Eukaryota; Dinophyceae; Suessiales; Symbiodiniaceae. The record is from the annotation of a GenBank genome assembly.